Molecule: messenger RNA, 2189 nt
Organism: Dendronephthya gigantea
Lineage: Eukaryota; Metazoa; Cnidaria; Anthozoa; Malacalcyonacea; Nephtheidae
Product: DNA-binding protein D-ETS-3-like
Exons: 7
Coding region: 506-1894 (462 amino acids)
Biological process (GO): regulation of transcription by RNA polymerase II; cell differentiation
Cellular component (GO): nucleus
Molecular function (GO): sequence-specific DNA binding; DNA-binding transcription factor activity, RNA polymerase II-specific
Source: RefSeq, a predicted model, not a curated record
GUGUUAGUUUUUUAUAAGAGCAACGUUUGGAACGCGCCACGCACUUCCCACAGUGUGUCAAAAAUAAUUUAAAACACAAAAUAUGAUUGACCAAUGAUUAGCCAGCAAAAUACAUGUAAUUAGUUUAUAGCGAUCAACUACGCUAUUCGUUCUUGCGAGUCUUGUCAGCACAAAGAUCAUGAAAUUAUGAAAAUCUAUAAUCCCUAUUGUUGAUGCUGAUAUUAGAAUACAGUAGAGACUGUUUUCAUAAAUAAACUACAGUAUACCGCUUGCCAAAACAAAGCAAUAUUAUAGAGGAUAUACCAAGAGAGAGUGGGAACAAUUAACAUAAGAUGGCAGAAAAUUUCAAAAUAAAUUAAGAGUGAUGACAUCAAAUAAAUGGCAAACUCCGUGUGCGUGUGUGUUUGUGAAGGCAGAUUUCACGCCAUUCAUUCAAAUAUAGCGACAAAUUAUUACGUUCAAUAUUCUUAUGAUAUGUUGAACGUUGGCGCUGAUUUCAAAUAAGAUGAUACCAGAAACAUCUUUUGAACAUUUUCCGUUUCGAAGUUUAAAGGUAUGUGAAGAAAUACAUGUUAAAUUCAAGAAAUGCUGUAAGGAUGACUUUUAUUUUUUUUUAUCCGUGCAGGAACUCGGUCGUUCCGUGCAGGAGGUCAAACUGGAAAAAACGAAAAAUAGUAACGACAACGAGCAGUCAAAUGAUCUUACAGCGGAUUCCUUGGAGCUUUUUCAAGAUCUGUCCCAAAUGCAAGAGCACUGGAUGAAUGAAGUUCGUUCUCUGGCAGUUACGACAAACGAGCGAUGCCAAUCUUUGGAACCUUCCUGUACUACAUUCAUACGUGACCAUGGUCAAGGACAAGGCCAAGGAAGUUGGUCAAGUCAGAAGAUUAAAUUGGAAACCAGGGCGUCGCAGCAGUGUUGCACUAAGCCUACUAAGACAACAUCAUUCGAUAUGAAUACUGCAUCAUAUUUGGAGUAUUAUUCCAGCAGCCACACGAUAAGGUCAGUCAACCAACAGUGCUCAGAUCAAACGAACCGGACAUCGUGCUAUGAACCAAGAAUGAUGAACCACAGCAGAGUUUCAAACGAACCCCAAAGUCCUUGCAGAGAAAUCAAGUUAGAACAACACGAAAAACUUACACAUUGUGAUCUCUUUCAAGACCGACAUCAUGAGUCAGUACAGUCCACAUUCUCCCCACAGAAAGCCUACUCAAGUUCCAAAGUUCCUGCAGGUACUUAUGGAUAUGAAACAAAAUCAAACUCAUUUUACGAAGACCCUAUGUCAUGUUAUUUCGAGCGUUAUCAACGUGAAUAUAUGGAAUACAAUGAACGCCAUUCAGCACACGAGUUUAAAUAUCAUCCCCAAGAGCUAGCAUACCCCGAGCCUCGACCAUUCCAAAGACGUGGUUCUCUGCAAUUAUGGCAGUUCUUAGUAAUUCUCCUCGAGGAACCAGAUUGUUCAAAUUACAUUUCCUGGACAGGAAGAGGAAUGGAGUUCAAAUUGAUUGAUCCGGAAGAAGUAGCUCGAAGAUGGGGGAUCCAGAAGAACAGACCCGCCAUGAACUACGACAAACUAAGUCGUUCCUUACGCUACUACUAUGAAAAAGGAAUCAUGCAAAAGGUGGCUGGGGAACGGUAUGUCUACAAAUUUGUGUGUAGCCCUGAAGCGUUAUUUGGAAUGGCAUUUCCAGAUUCUCAAAAGCCGUACAUUAAACCAGAAUGUCGAAGUGCUAAACCGCUGUUAAAUCACACCCAAGCUAUGCUUUCACUACCACCUGAAUAUCACAAUAAAAAUUACUAUCAACAUGGCGUGCCUACCAGGUAUUUAAACAAUGCAAGUUGUUUUCAACCUUCUUGGGAAACCUAUCAAGCCGAAGGACAAACAUGCGUGUACUGAAAAUUCUGUUCGUUUUUAUCACCGGUGACGAUUGAUUCGGUAUAAACAUUUGAUAGGCUGUUAUAUGUUGCACCUUUGUAGUUAAAAUAUUACAUUUAGAAAUGCAGCUUGGGCGGUUAUAAAAUAUACCUCAUUAGGAUUGUUUGGGAUAUAAUUCAUACUAUCGCUACCUCUUGGUUAUAAAGAACGAAAUAAAUUGACACGCUUUUAGCAAACAAAAUAUUGUUGGCGCUGCAUUGUCAUUUUCAUGUGAUUACUUGCGAUGAUAGAUCUAAGAUCUGCACCUUUCCAAGUA